Exaiptasia diaphana is the source of this 1371-nucleotide messenger RNA. RefSeq names its product matrilysin. Gene Ontology annotation, biological process: proteolysis; collagen catabolic process; extracellular matrix organization. The transcript is spliced from 7 exons. Bases 1 to 1131 code for a protein of 376 amino acids. The record is from RefSeq and is a predicted model, not a curated record. Gene Ontology annotation, cellular component: extracellular matrix. Gene Ontology annotation, molecular function: metalloendopeptidase activity; zinc ion binding. NCBI's taxonomy places the organism in Eukaryota, Metazoa, Cnidaria, Anthozoa, Actiniaria, Aiptasiidae.
AUGUCUAAACWUCGUUCUGAUACAAGUUCCCCAGCCAUGGGACAUACUGUCAGGGUGUUGCUGUUCUGCCUUCCAUGGCUGUUCGUCUGUUCUGUAUCAACAAGCUCGUUAAUCAGAGACAUCUCAACCUCAGUACAUCAUGGCGGUGGACUAGAGAGCAACAACGAACGACAAACGAUCCCAGAUUUACCAGGAACAUUGAAUAGUGAUUCUAGAAGUAAAAUAAGCAAUUCGUUUGAACAACUGACACAUAUUAAAAGAACAGCAGGAAAUAUGACUGCGCCAGACAUACUUAAAGAAAUCAUAGCUGCAUACAAUUAUCUCAAAAAGUACAAUUAUAUCUCACAAUUACCACGAGGCAACCAGGACGUCAGAACAGCCUUGGAAACAUUCCAGCGAUUCGUGAAUCUACCAGUUACUGGCAUGUUAGACAAUUCAACGAUAAAAGCGAUGAAGAAAAAACGAUGUGGUGUUCCCGAUGUACAGAUUAACGACUCUUCGCUAGGGCGUCGCCGGAAGAGGUUUGCUGUUUCAAAUCGAAAGUGGGAUAAGACUGCUCUACUUUAUGCAUUUGAAACAUAUACCGCUGAUAUGUCAGUGCUGGCUCAGAAAGCAGUCAUUGCUAAAGCAUUCAAAUUGUGGUCUGAYGUCAGCCCUUUGGUCUUCACGCUUACAACCGACCUAUCCAAAGCUGACAUUACAAUUAUGUUUGGUACUACUUUUCACGGUCGAUGCAGCACACCAUUUGAUGGACAUGGUAAAGUCCUGGCUCAUGCUUUUUACCCCAAAUCAGGUCAACUUCAUUUCGACGACGAUGAGCUUUUCACGGAUGGUACAACCGUUGGCACCAACCUACUGGCUGUUGCAGUACAUGAAAUCGGUCACUCUCUAGGACUCGCUCAUUCUACGGAGGUCACGUCGAUCAUGUUUCCGAUAGCUCAYAAAUACAAGCCAAACCUUACACUUAGUAAAGACGAUAAAAAUGCAAUUCGGUAUCUAUACGCUGGCGGAACUAGCAGCCCAGUUUGCAAGGACAUCUGGUUAUCMUGCGCUAGCAUCACUACCUACUGCAAGCAGUUCCGAGAUAUAAUGAAAUCAAAUUGCAAAAAGACUUGCAAAUAUUGUGUUUGAAGACAGCAAACAUCUUCCAUGGCUUGAAAACGAAACAGGGGAAGCAAAGUGUCACCGAAGCGCAAAUACGAUUGUCGGUUCUACAAUAGGCAGAUAAAAUAAAUAAUGAAAAAAAUAUAUUAACAAAUGUCGUGUGCCAAAAAAAAAGAUAUCGAAGCUUCUAUGAUUGUUGGGUAAUAUUUUGAGAGAAAGAUGUUUAUGAUGUUAUGUGUAUGAAGAACAAUAAAGUCUGAACCAACA